Messenger RNA from Ustilaginoidea virens, 1611 nucleotides. RefSeq lists its product as uncharacterized. The transcript is spliced from 4 exons. The record is from RefSeq and is a predicted model, not a curated record. NCBI's taxonomy places the organism in Eukaryota, Fungi, Ascomycota, Sordariomycetes, Hypocreales, Clavicipitaceae. Gene Ontology annotation, molecular function: transmembrane transporter activity. Gene Ontology annotation, cellular component: membrane. Gene Ontology annotation, biological process: transmembrane transport. The coding region runs from base 1 to 1611 and encodes 536 amino acids.
AUGGUGCAGAAACACCCAAAAGCCAUACGGCGAGCUCGCCUCACUGCAAGCGCGGCUGCAACAAUAAUAGCUCUUGCUUGCGGCACCAAUUAUGUCUACUCAGCAUGGGCACCACAAUUUGCCGAGAAGCUCAGACUGUCAGCUACUGAGAGCAACUUAGUUGGGCAAUUCGGCAACUUGGGGAUGUAUUCCCUGGGAGUUCCCGUGGGAAUACUUGUCGAUCAGCGAGGUCCCCGUCCGUUUGUCCUCGUCGGUGCAAUCCUCCUUGUCAUGGGAUACUUUCCGCUUCACCUUGCCUACCAGAGUGCUUCCGGGCCUAUAGCCGCCCUGUGCGUUUUCUCAUUCCUUUCAGGCCUCGGGAGUUGCAUGGCCUUCGCUGCCGCGGUCAAGACAUCGGCUUUAAACUGGCCCAGCCACAGAGGUACGGCCACAGCAUUUCCGCUGGCUGCGUUUGGUCUUAGUGCAUUUUUCUUCUCGACUCUUGGUGCACUCUUUUUCCCAGGAGAUCCAAGUGCUUUCCUGAAGCUCCUCUGCUGGGGUACUUUUGGCCUGAUCCUUCUUGGAUUCUUCUCCCUGAGGGUCUCCCCUCACCCCAGCUACCAAUCUAUUUCUUCUCGCGAGGAACAAAUGCCAUCAUCUCCCUCCUCCAACCUGCCAUCGCCGCCUCUUCAAUCGCGAUCUCUUGAAAACGGCUUCUUUGAAGAUCACCCCACGUCCUCUACCGGCUCCGCGGGCAUGCGUGCGGCGUCACCGCCUACUUUGCCCCGUUCCUCUAGUAGAACACCCGUUGUCGAUGCUGAGGAUGGUUCUAUUGACGAGACCUCGUCGUUGAUGUCGUCAACGGUCUUGGAGACUGUGCAAGAUGUAGUGACAGUUAGUGUUGUUAGAGAUCGACCUCAUCGCAUAGAUAUUCGCGGCCUAGAGCUUCUGCGUUCUAGGUCGUUCUGGUUUCUGUUUUCCAUCAUGGCAAUUCUCUCGGGCAUUGGACUCAUGACUAUUAAUAAUAUUGGUAACGAUGUGAAUGUGUUAUGGAAGCACUACGACGCAUCAGUGACGGAGGAUUUUCUCGUUCACCAGCAACAGAUGCAUGUCUCGAUAUUAUCCGUCGGCAGUUUCGUGGGCCGUCUUCUGAGUGGUGUUGGUUCUGAUGUCCUUGUUAAACAUCUUCAUGCCAGCCGCCUUUGGUGCCUUUUCGUCGCGUCCAUUAUAUUUCUUUUAGCACAAGCAUGUGCACUACGGAUCGAAAACCCUCAGCUCUUGGUUCUGGUGUCGGGGAUGUCUGGUCUCGGAUACGGGUUUCUCUUUGGAGUGUUUCCUUCCCUCGUCACCGAGACGUUUGGAAUUCGCGGAUUGAGCCAGAAUUGGGGGUUUAUGACAUUAGCGCCUGUGAUAUCUUCAAACAUUUUCAAUCUCUUUUAUGGGUUGGUGUUGGAUUCACGAAGUGCUUUUGAUCCUGACGGGCAGCGGUCCUGCCACUAUGGUUUAGAGUGUUAUCGUGCGGCAUAUUGGGCAACCUUUGGUGCUUGCACAGUAGGCAUUCUCAUUACCCUCUGGGCAGUCCACCACGAGCGGGUGGAGAUAGCUAAAGGAAGAAAAGCCCAACAUCUUUAA